AUGACUCUAUCCGAGAGGCAAAACGCAGCUAUAAUCUUAGAGAACACAACCGCUAAACCAUUCGUGUACUGUAGAUACUUUUUCAAGUGUUUCUUUUGCCACGAACAGUUUUCAGAAAUCCAAACUGUUUUAAGACAUAGUGCUGUUCACGAUAUACCAGAUCAUAGCAAUAUAUUGAAAGAUUUAUUACCCAAAGGAAAAAGGACGGUCAAGGUGGACAUAUCUGAACUGAAAUGUAGAAUUUGCAAGAAGGACUUUCGAGAAAUGAAUGAUAUACGUGAACAUCUUAUUACGGAACACAAUAAAACAUUCACGAAAUCAGGGAACGGUAUUGUCGCUUACAAUCUUACUGUCAAAAAUGGACAGUUCUCGUGUCAUAUUUGCGACAAGAUUUUCCAGACAUUCAUUCUUCUAAAUAGGCAUAUGAACGUACAUUUUAAUAAUGCUGUAUGCGAGACUUGCGGUGCUGGUUUCAUGACGCAUCAACGACUGAUUCAGCACAAGGAAAUCCACCUGCCCGGAGGUUAUCCUUGCAAUAAAUGCGACAAAGUGUACACAACCAAUUCCAAUCUUAAAUAUCAUAUGGAGAAAGUUCACGAAGGCGCAACGAAGAUGAGGAUGCUGCGUUGCGCACACUGUCCCGAGCGAUUUUCAGAGCAUUUCAGGAAGCUGAAACAUUUGAAAGAAGUCCAUGGUAUUACUUUCACAUUCGAGUGUGAGAUAUGUAAAUCUGUUUUUCCAAGCCGCAGGGCGUUAACGAUGCACACGAAUAAGUUCCACACACAAAAGACUCAGUGUGAACUUUGCAAGAAGAGUUUUAGUUGUGUUACAACUUUGAAGAAACAUAUGGUCUCUCAUACUGGAGAGAAGAAUUUUGUGUGUAGCUUGUGCCAGAAAGCUUAUAGACACCAGAAAAGCUUGAAACAACACAUGACUAGUCACGUGAAUGGCGGAAAUUACAAUAAGUUUACCUGUUCUGAAUGUGGAAAUGGCUUUUUGAACAGAAACGAGUUUAAUAAGCAUGUAAAAGAUUGGCAUUCGCGAUGUUACUUUGCUUUUGAUGAGAAUCCACCAAAUUGA
Messenger RNA from Diatraea saccharalis (sugarcane borer), 1080 nucleotides. The record is from the annotation of a GenBank genome assembly. Lineage: Eukaryota; Metazoa; Arthropoda; Insecta; Lepidoptera; Crambidae.